AUAAUUUAAAUGUGACUGAAGUCGGAGACGUGAAAGAUUUCAGCCCUCAUGCUGCGAUAAUGGUAAAGCUUUCCGUGUUGAAUGCUUGGGCUGAAUUGCAAGUGGCCAGCACCAAACAGGCGUACUUGGUUCAGGUCGUUCAACCAAACUUGUCUUUACUGUGCCCUCUUUGGGUAUCGGCAUUAAAAGAAUAUGCUCGGGUGCAGACAGAGACAGAAAUUUCUAAUGCACAAGCUAAUUUAGUGGGAACCAGAGCAUUUAAGAAUGAGCGAACUGAAGUUUUUGAUUCUAUGUACAGUGGCUUGACGAGAGAAGUUAUUCUUCCGUAUUAUAACAAAUCUUGGUUAACUAUUCUUGAAGCCGUGGCGAGUUUGGUUCAAAGUGGAAAUAAUCACAUAAUAUUAUCUUUGAAUGGAAACAAUUACGAAUCAAAAAUUCCAGUUAAACCAUCAGAAGACAUAACGGAAGAUGCCUUGAAUGAUUUCCAGAACUUUGAGGAACCUGGAGAUGGUGAUGGCGAUGAUUUUACUGGAGAAUUUUCAUCUUUCACCGAAGGGACAAAUUACGAAAAAGAACCCGCCAAGUAUUUUUUCAUCCUAUUUGGACUUUGCGUUGAAGCGUUAUCCAAUACAUUCGAAGGAGGUAGUCGCAUUAGCGAUGUAGAAAAUGAUGCAGAAAAUCAAAAGGUUGUGAUAAUCUGUAUUAACGCGCUGAAAGCCUUUCUGAGGCCAAUUGUUGCCGGGAAAAUUUUUCUGGAAAAGUCUGUAUUUAUUGAAUUGAUAAAUUUAUUUGAUCGGUUGGUGCUCACCGAAGGAUUCCAAGUACAGCUCGACAUUAUUCAAAUAAUAAAAAAUAUUAUUCAAAAUUAUGGUUCGAUAUAUAUAUGCGAAGAAGCACGUGAAUCAACAACGAGGAGAAAUGAAAGCGAUAACCUCAUCGAUUAUUCUGACAAUGAAAAAAAUGAAACGAUACUCUUUUACGUA
Messenger RNA from Acaulospora morrowiae, 983 nucleotides. The record is from the annotation of a GenBank genome assembly. Lineage: Eukaryota; Fungi; Glomeromycota; Glomeromycetes; Diversisporales; Acaulosporaceae.